AUGGCGCCCAAGACCGAGGAGGAGAACACCACCCGCGAGGUAUGUACGGCUGCCAAGACAAUUACUCGAGCACUGGACUAACAUUCUCAAAACAGGCGACUUCACCCCACGACAUACCAGAGGAUAUCAUCGCUGCACUCGUUGGAUUGGGCCACCCAGCGGGUUCCGUCGACAAGCGCACUGCCACCGCGGCUGCAGAGACAGCCAAGAACGGCGCCUCACUCCAGGAGCAGUCCGAGUUGAUGGGCUAUGCCAAACUCGUCUUCGACUUUCUGGGAAAGGUGGGCGAGCAGUCGUUCGAGUACACUCCUUCCACCAACGAAUACCCAGCGUAUGGUCGGCUGAUGGCCUACCCUUGGGCGACGUCCUCUGCACACAACACGCCUGCCCAUCCUCAGGCUCCAUCCUCCGGCGCCGCACCACCAGGUCCAUCACAGCCUCAGGGUGCAUCCAAUGCGUCCACCUCUUCGAAGGAUGCCUCCGCCCAUCAGCAUCAGACCGGUCCCGCCAACAACAUGACAGCUUCGGCAGCUUGCCCACCGCUUGCGGAUCGAAUUGCGCAGGUACUUCAGGAUGCAUCCAGUAAGUUGUUGACGUUUUUGACCAUUGGAAAUACUGAAUUGACCGUCUAUUCUUAGUGCAUCUUGGCGAAGCAGCCAGCAUUCUCCGUGACGUGGAAGAUGGCAUGGUUGAGCGGACGCUUGCCGGAGCACCGGAAAUGCUAGCCUUGGUGCAGCAGCAAGAGUUUAACGUCACCAGCCUCGCCCAAUUUGAUCAGUUCGUCCAAGUAGUCGGCGACAUUAUCGUUGAUCUGCAGGCGAGAAUGGAGAGAUCGCGCAACGUCCCAGAGUCCGAGAAGCAGCCUGAUGUCGCGCUCGCCGAUGAAUGUAUCGCACAUUUCCAGCGGGUGUAUCAGACCGUCUUGGAUGAGACCGAACGCGUGAUGAAGAAGCUCGAGGCAGGUCUGGACUCGUUGCGGAGCUUGGAAUUCGAACUACAGGUUGCGAAGGCGGAAGAGCGAGCGAAGAAAGAGGCUGAGCGUCAGGUCACAAAGGCGGCGCGGGAGGCUGAGAGAGAGCCUGAGCUCUGA
Messenger RNA from Lecanosticta acicola, 1090 nucleotides. Lineage: Eukaryota; Fungi; Ascomycota; Dothideomycetes; Mycosphaerellales; Mycosphaerellaceae. The record is from the annotation of a GenBank genome assembly.